AUGGCUGUUCAAGCUCAAUACCCCUCCAAUGCACUCUUUCUAAACACCAGCAAAAGCGGAAAAGAACCACAUGACUAUUUGCCAGGAGAACUCCUUGAUCAUGAUCAAUCUCAUAUGUUAUUCAACAACGGAGGUGCUAAUUCUCGGAAGAGAGGAAGAGAAGCAACAACAGCAAAGGCCACUGCGCCAAACCUUGUCAAUUCAUUCUCCCUGCGAUCGCAAUCUCCACAGCUCAUUGACCUCACUCAACUUCAUAAUAAAAAUGUAGUCUCCACCGGGUUAGGCUUAUCCUUUGGUGACCAACAGCAAAGACAACAAUUGCAUCAACAACAGCAACAACAACAUGGGUGUCACUCCUCUUCCUUCCCAUCUCUAUUAUCCGAUGGUUUGUCCUCGCAAAUCAAACAACAGCGUGGCGAAAUUGACCAAUUCCUUCAAGCUCAGGGCGAGCAGUUGCGACGGGCAUUAGCGGAGAAGAGGGAGAGACAUUAUCGGACGCUGCUAAGGGCAGCGGAGGAAUCGGUGUUGCGGCGACUGAGGGAGAAGGAAGUGGAGGUGGAGAAAGCGACGCGGCGCAUGGCGGAGUUGGAGGCACGUGCGGCGCAGCUUAGCGUGGAGGCGCAGCUUUGGCAGGCAAAGGCGAAGGCGCAGGAAGCGACGGCGGCAUCGCUGCAGGCGCAGCUGCAGCAGGCCAUGAUGAGCGGCGAGGACGGCGGGGGAGGGCUGUCGUGCGCCGGUGGAGAGGCGGAGGAUGCUGAGUCAGCAUAUGUUGACCCGGAGCGCGUGGGUCCGAAAUGCAGAGGGUGCGCGAAACGGGUGGCUUCGGUGGUGGUUUUGCCGUGUCGCCACCUAUGCAUCUGCGCUCAAUGCGACACACAUUUUCGGGCCUGUCCCGUUUGCCUCACAGUUAAAAAUUCAACCGUUCAAGUCUAUCUAUCUUAA
Sphenostylis stenocarpa is the source of this 942-nucleotide messenger RNA. Lineage: Eukaryota; Viridiplantae; Streptophyta; Magnoliopsida; Fabales; Fabaceae. The record is from the annotation of a GenBank genome assembly.